Messenger RNA from Schistosoma guineensis, 1362 nucleotides. NCBI's taxonomy places the organism in Eukaryota, Metazoa, Platyhelminthes, Trematoda, Strigeidida, Schistosomatidae. The record is from the annotation of a GenBank genome assembly.
AUGUCAUCUCUCUCCGCAUCGGUUGCAGAGGCUAAUAAGCUUACUUCUAGUGGUUAUUCAUCAGUUCAAGAUCCUGUUCGUUUUGCAAGGCGGGGUGCAUUGCGAGAAAAGAAUGUCUCAUAUGUGAAGGGUCAUGAGUUUGUUGCACGAUUCUUAAAACAAUUCACAUUUUGCGGGCAUUGUAAAGACUUCAUAUGGGGCCUUGGUAUACAAGGUGUUCAGUGCAAAACUUGUCUGUUUACGGUUCAUAAAAGGUGUUAUCAACUAGUUACUUUUCAAUGCCCUGGCGCAGAUACUGGGCCAGAUACAGACUUUGAGAAAAAGCACGAUUUCGUGCUGUACACGUAUACAAGCCCAACGUUUUGUGAUCACUGUGGUUCCCUUCUUUAUGGUUUGCUACAUCAAGGGUAUAAAUGUAAAAACUGCAAUUUAAAUGUUCAUAAGAGAUGUACAUCUAAGGCUCCACGACUUUGUGGAAUGGAUCAUACAGAAAGGAGAGGCCGGAUGAAGGUUUCAAUUACAGCUCAAACAGGAAGAUUAAAAGUUGAAAUUUUCGAAGCUAAAAAUCUUGUUCCAAUGGAUCCAAAUGGUCUAGCAGAUCCGUAUGUGAAAAUCAAACUGCUGCCCAGUGACGAGGGUGGUAAAUCCAAGCUGAAAACAAAAGUCUGUCGAUCUACACUAAAUCCUGUGUGGAAUGAGACGUUUUACCUUGCUAUAUCAGAUGACGAUCAUUCAAAGCGUCUUUCAAUUGAAGUUUGGGAUUGGGAUCGUACUUCUCGAAAUGAUUUUAUGGGUUCUUUUUCCUUUGGGGUUAGUGAAAUCAUUAAAGAAUCUGUGUCAUCAUGGUACAAACUAUUAAAUCAAGAGGAGGGUGAAUUUUAUUCAUUACCAUGUAUUGAUGAAUUUAACACGGCUGUUUUAGAAUUGCGUAAACGUAUGGAACGUAUGUCUACUGAACAUUUAAACUUGGCAAGUAGUCAAAAUAAGAUAUCAACCUCAUCAACAAUAUCACAGCAUAAACCAGAUAUUCCUCGACCAAGUGAUUUCAAUUUCCUUUAUGUUUUAGGGAAAGGUAGUUUUGGAAAGGUUAUACUUGCUGAACAGAAACAUAUGGAUGAACUAUUUGCUGUGAAAAUUCUGAAAAAAGAUGUAAUUUUACAAGAUGAUGAUGUAGAAUGUGCUAUGACAGAGCGUAGAGUUCUUGCUUUGCCGAAUAAAUCCCCUUUUUUAGUUCGAUUACAUUCAUGUUUCCAAUCUAUGGAUCGAUUAUAUCUUGUGAUGGAAUAUGUAAAUGGUGGAGAUCUUAUGCAUCGCAUUCAACAAGAAGGAAAAUUCAAAGAACCUGUAGCUGUGUACGCUUGA